AUGAAGCUUCCAUUUCUCUUCAAAUCCUCCGAAACAACCACCACCGCCGCCGCCGCCUCCUCCGCCCCUUCCUGGCGGUGGCCGGCCUGCGCCGCCCACCCCCGAACCCUCUCCUUCCGCUCCGAAGCCGCUGGAGACCGGAAAACCAUCCACAAUCACGACGAAGCUUCUUCUUCGCCCGAACCGCAAACCGCCAUGACAAUGCUGACAUCAUCCGAGAGAUUCUUUUUCGAGCCCGGGAGCUCGAAUUCCAUCCUCGAAGAAGCAAAGAAAACGGGCCCACGGCCCAGAAAAAGCGCGGUAAUUUUGGUUAUGUUAGAUUCCCACGACCCGGUUAGGGAUUUCCGAGCGUCGAUGGAGGAUAUGGUGGCGGCGCGGCGCGGCGGUUGCGAUUGGGAGUAUCUCGAGAAUCUUCUCGAGUGUUAUCUAAGGGAAAACGGCGAACGAAACCACGGAUACAUAAUCGGAGCUUUCGUCGAUUUGGUUUUCCGGCUCGACUCGGGGUCGGAAUCCUCCGCGGCGGCGGACGGGGAAGCUCGGCGCUCCUUCUCUUCUUCGACUCUUUCGUUUUCAUCGUCGUCGGCGGGAGUUUGA
Striga asiatica is the source of this 594-nucleotide messenger RNA. NCBI's taxonomy places the organism in Eukaryota, Viridiplantae, Streptophyta, Magnoliopsida, Lamiales, Orobanchaceae. The record is from the annotation of a GenBank genome assembly.